AUGAAAGUUGCCACUGUCUUUUCUUUGUUCCUGCCUCUGUCCGAUCUUUCCCUCGCUGGUCCAAUUCAGCGCAGCACGGCUCUGCAGGUCCAGAGCUUUUAUGCCGAAUAUACCCAUGAAAGCAUGGGAGCCCUUCACUUUGUGGUGCACGAUACGAUGCAGAGUGAUAGCUGCAGUCUAAUCUGGAAUACGACUAGUGCUGUCCAGCCCGGCCUUGCGCCGAACAAAUGCCUUAACCAGCGAUUUGAAUUUGGCUUUCGCUAUGGUAUUGGCAACAUCGAGGCCUUUACACUCGUCGUGCAGCAUGUGAAUGCCACCCAGCAAGGCUAUGAAACGGUUAGUGCAUAUGCAAAGAACUCAAACUGGGUCUGUACCGAGAAUCCAGUGGAGGGUGUGGUGGAGCGGUAUUUACCUGCAGUGAAACUACUUGGCAUUGACUACAGCUAG
Messenger RNA from Penicillium macrosclerotiorum, 447 nucleotides. RefSeq lists its product as uncharacterized. The transcript is spliced from 3 exons. The record is from RefSeq and is a predicted model, not a curated record. Bases 1 to 447 code for a protein of 148 amino acids. Lineage: Eukaryota; Fungi; Ascomycota; Eurotiomycetes; Eurotiales; Aspergillaceae.